Molecule: messenger RNA, 2574 nt
Organism: Stylonychia lemnae
Lineage: Eukaryota; Ciliophora; Spirotrichea; Sporadotrichida; Oxytrichidae
Source: the annotation of a GenBank genome assembly
AUGUCAGAUAACUUUUUAUUUGGAGACGGUAGUGAAGAGGAUGAAAGAGAUCCACCCAUUACUGCCUCUGACCGAUAGAAACAACAAAGGUCAAAGCAAAACAAAACAAACAAAAAGAGUCAAAAAGAGAUCGAUGAAUAUCAGAAAGUUUUCUCUGAAAAACAAGAGGCUAGAAAAGCUAAACGUGGCUGGUGGGGUAAAAAGGGUUAGCAAGCCCCUUUAGCAUCUGAUGUACUGAAAGAUGAGGAGUCCAAGAUCGCAAAUCCUGAGAGAUAUGAGAAAAAUCAUGGAUCCGGUGACUACGAGGAAACCAAAUAGAUCGGAUAGAAAAGAUAAUUCUCGAUCCUUAAGGAGAUCAAAGACGACCAAAAUUUCAAAGCUUAUUUAAACAAGUUCUACGAACUUAAGAAGAAAUCGGCGUCUGAGGAUGAGGUUGCUUAGUAUGACAAAGAAGAUGACUAUGGAAACAUCGAGUACAAGUUAAAACUUGCAAAUCCCUCGAUUGAGAGAGUUGAGCAUUUAACUACGCAAAUGAAGUUCCGAUUGGAGGAAGGUAACGGCCAAGCUUUUUACUAAAUUGGAGUUGAAGAUAAUGGAAAUCCGCUAGGUCUAAAUCAUGAGGAAAUGAAGGAGUCACUCGGAACUCUCUUUUUUAUGGCGAGAAAUCUAAAUGCUUAACUAAUGGUAACCAAAGUCAAAAAGGGUAAGGAGGGAGAGAUUUGCGAAGUCAAGGUCAGAAGGAAUGAGAUCGAUGGAAUCAAGAUCGACAUAAAAAUCACUUUAUUAGGUGGUGAAGGUGCUGGCAAAAGUACACUUAUAGGAGUCCUUAUUAGUGGACAGAAAGAUAAUGGUAAAGGUCAAGCUAGGACCAAUGUUUUCAGACAUAAACACGAAAUCCUUGAUGGAAGGACCUCAUCGAUUUCUUAGCAGAUUUUAGGGUUUGAUGCCUAAGGUAAAGUCACAAAUUAAUCUAAAUUUGGGUCUAUUUCAUGGGCUUAAAUUGUAGAGCAAAGCUCCAAAAUCCUUACUUUCAUUGAUGUUGCAGGAAAUGAAAAAUAUGCUAAGACAAUGAUUAAGGGAAUCUGCAGUCAUUAUCCUGAUUAUGCUUUGAUUAUAGUUGAUGCCAAGGCAGGACUUACACCAAUAACAGUUGACCAUAUUAAGCUAGCUUUUGCUUUCAAUGUUCCAGUUGUUAUUGUAAUUACCAAAAUCGACUUAGUCUCUGAAGACCAACUAUUUGAUACUCAAUAAGAGCUCUGUGAUUUGUUGAAAGAAAUUACAAGCAAAAUCCCUAUCAUUAUAAAUAAUGAGGAAGAUGUAGUCUUAUGCAGUAGAACAAUAUAGGAGGAAAGUAUAUGUCCAGUAUUUUUAGUUUCUAAUACUAGCAGAAAUGGUCUUGAGCAUUUCCUUAGUUUCCUCAAUUUGCUUCCAAUAAACACUUAGAAUCAAUGGAAAUAAAAUCAAGAUGAUUCUCCUGAGUUCCAUAUAACUGAAACUUUUGAUAAGGAUGGAGAGCCUAUUUUAUCUGGCAUGGUACUUAAAGGCUAAAUAAAUGUGAGACAAUUGCUGAUGCUUGGACCUAAUAACGAUGGAAGAUUCACAAAAAUUGAGAUUAAAGGUAUUCAUUGCAAAAGAGUUCCAGUAAGAUAAGUAAAAGCAGGAUAAAUGUGCUCUUUUGCUAUAGGUUUUGGCACAUUCUCAGAUAGUUGGCUUAAAAACUGCGGAGGAUAGAUAAGAAAUGGCAUGGUUUUGGUUGAUCCAAAGUCAAAGCCUAGGUCUACUUGGACAUUUAGUGCUGAGAUCUGGACUUUUGAUGGCUCUACCAAGAUUAUCAAGAAUAAUUACCAGCCAGUUAUUCACGUAGGACACAUAAGACAAUCAGCUAAGAUUAUUCUUGAUAAAAAUCACCUGAAACCAUUAGAGGAUGAGUCAACAAAGAGAGCCACAUCAAUAGAUGAAUUUCACAGAUCAAACCCUACCUCAUCAGAAGAAGAAGAAAAAGGUUAGAAAAAGAGAAUAAAGACAUGCCUUUCAGAGGAUCAAAUGGUUUAAACCAAACCCAGCUAAUCAUAUAAGCAAUCGAACUUUAAGUCCCAAAGCCCAACAUCAAGUAGUUCUUUUUCAAAUAAAAUCGGUGCUGCCAAGAAGCCUAAGAAAUUAGUAUAAAACUUCCUCCCAAAGGAUAAAGAGCUCUUUGAUGAAAUCUAAAUCAGCUCAAUGAGAAAGACAAAAGUGAUCCUUCAGUUCUUGUACAAUCCUGAAUACCUCUUGAAAGACUCUUACAUAAUCAUAAAUGAGAACAAUCUGAAGGCGUUCGGUAGAGUGAGUGAAUUAUUUUAUGAUACCGAAAACACCAAGCUUUACACAGACAAAAACCUUGCUGAUAACAAGAAGAAAAGAAAGAAUUCAGUUCCUCCCCAAGUAUUUGCAAACUUGAUAGGAGGUUCAGAGGAGACCAAAAGCAAUGACGAUGCAUAUGAGUCGCCUACGACGAAGAAAAAUCAGCGUAGUCGGAGAACUUAGCAGAGUCACUCCAUGUGCAUUACUGAGCUCAUAGAAGAGUCAAGGUAAUGA